GCCAGUAUACAUAGAGGUAGAAAAAGACGGAAAAGGAAACGCUUGAAAGAAGAAUACUUACGAAAAUGGCUGAAAUCGUCGAGCUCCAUAAACUCAAGUUAGCCGAGUUGAAGCAUGAAUGUGCACUAAGGGGGCUGGAGGUGAAGGGAAACAAAGGUGACCUGAUUGCACGGUUGCAGGCAUAUCUGGAUGAACAUGAGGAGGAGGUGAAUGAAGAGGAGGUGUUGGAGGAGGAUACGGAGGAGGCAUUUCCAAAAGAGGAAGCAGUAGUGCCUGAACCAUCCUUAGUUGAACCGGAAAUCACUGCACCCAAGAAACAAGUUGUUAAAAUCAGCCUUGCUACAUCAGCUGAUGAGAGAUUGCAGAAAAGAGCUGAACGCUUCAAUCUGCCCCCAACUACAGACAGCAAGAAGGCAGCGCGAGCUGCAAGGUUUGGAUUGCCAGUAACUGCAUCGACAGCCUCAAAAGGCCCCACUUCGAAAACAAGUGUUGAUGUUGAAGUCUUAAAGAAGAGAGCAGCACGCUUUGGCAUAAACGUCUCUUCUGUUUCUAAGAAGGUUGAAGAGGAAGAAAAACUUAAGAAGAGGAAGGAGAGGUUUGGGAUUGUGACAAGUGCAGCCUCUGUUGGAGCUGAUGAUGCAGAGGUGAAGAAGCGGAAGCGAGCUGAACGGUUUGGAAUUGUAUGAAGCUGAGCCAUUUCUAACUUUUUGUAAUUUUUUUAAAAACUUUCAUUAAAAUGAUGUAAUUGUUGCUUGGUGUUUUAUGUUUGUACAAUAAACAUCUCCCAAGUUUCUUUCAAA
Electrophorus electricus (electric eel) is the source of this 800-nucleotide messenger RNA. It is a transcript of the gene sarnp, whose product is annotated as SAP domain containing ribonucleoprotein. Lineage: Eukaryota; Metazoa; Chordata; Actinopteri; Gymnotiformes; Gymnotidae. The record is from RefSeq and is a predicted model, not a curated record. Gene Ontology annotation, biological process: poly(A)+ mRNA export from nucleus. Gene Ontology annotation, cellular component: nucleus.